Impatiens glandulifera is the source of this 2000-nucleotide messenger RNA. RefSeq names its product mitochondrial carrier protein MTM1. Bases 205 to 1398 code for a protein of 397 amino acids. The record is from RefSeq and is a predicted model, not a curated record. Lineage: Eukaryota; Viridiplantae; Streptophyta; Magnoliopsida; Ericales; Balsaminaceae. Gene Ontology annotation, biological process: mitochondrial transmembrane transport. The transcript is spliced from 10 exons.
UCUCUCUCUAAACAAACAGCGUCAAUUUCCAAUUAUCUUAUAGUCUGAUCGACCUCUCCUUCUUCGAGUUUGUUUGGCGCCCUUAAUUCCACGCCACGAAUCACGUUUCUCUUUCUCUCAUCUCUCCCAAUGCACGAUUAAUCCUCUCUUCUCCGAAUCGAUCUUCAUACAAACUCUACCAGCAUCACUUGGAAUUUGUGACCGAUGACUGUUGUAGCUUCUAGAAUUCGAAUUGACGGAAACAUGCCAUUCGUUUCUGAGAAUCAUGAUGAUGAACAGUCUCCGGCAUCAUGUUCGGAUCAAUCCUCAAUCUCGUUGGAUGUCCAUGUAGGAUUAGCAGAGAGAGCUUUCUCUGCAGCUGGAGCUGCUGUCAUCUCUGCUGUUAUUAUGAAUCCUCUUGACGUUGCUAAGACACGGUUGCAAGCACAGGCUGCUGGUGUUCCAUACAAUGCUUUAUGUGGCAUUGAAUGUUCUGAAUCUGAUCAAAUGAUUUCAAAUAUGAGAAGUUCUUCAUCCAGUUAUCGUGCAGUUCUUGGUGCUGAUGCUGAAUCAGCGUGUCCUCGUGAUUGUUCUAGGUAUAAAAGCACUGUGGAUGUUUUCUACAAAGUUAUACGCCAGGAAGGAAUUUCAAGGCUUUGGAGAGGCACAAAUGCAAGUUUAGCUUUAGCUGUGCCUACUGUUGGGAUUUACUUGCCCCUAUAUGACAUAUUACGGAAUGUCAUGGAAGAAUAUACAUCAACAAAUGCACCGAGUGUCAUGCCUUAUACCCCAUUAGUAGCAGGCUCAAUAGCAAGGUCAUUAGCUUGCAUUACUUGUUACCCUGUUGAGCUAGCAAGGACCCGAAUGCAGGCAUUCAGGGAUGCACAACAUGGUGUUAAGCCUCCAGGAAUUUGCAAGACAUUGGUUGAAAUCGUCUCCCCAGUCAAUAGUAUAAACAAGACUAAAAGUUUACAAAGUUACCGGAUUUUGUGGACUGGUCUUGGUUCUCAACUUGCACGUGAUGUGCCCUUUUCUGCAAUCUGCUGGUCAACAUUGGAGCCUUUGAGGCGAAGAUUCCUGAAAGUUGCUGGCGAUGAAAACAAUGCAGCUAGUGUCCUCGGGGCAAACUUCUCUGCUGGCUUGAUUGCAGGCAGUCUUGCUGCUGCAGCUACUUGUCCUUUAGAUGUGGCAAAAACAAGGAGACAGAUAGAGAAGGAUCCACAUCGUGCACUAAACAUGACCACAAGACACACUUUACUUGAAAUCUUGAGAGAUGGAGGAGUGAAGGGUCUUUUCACAGGAGCUGGCCCACGUAUUAUUCGCGCAGGACCCUCAACAGGGAUCGUCGUCUCCUUUUAUGAAAUCGUAAAAUAUGCUUUACAUCGCCACGACUCACCAACAAACACCACCACCAGCUAAGAGUAAGAGCUCCUAUUUCUUAUAGCCCACAAUCAGUAUAAGCUUGAUUAAAUUUGUAAUAAUGAAAUAAAAUGAGCCAAUUCUCAAGAAUUUGAUCCACGCUGGAGAUGAUUCUUAUAUGUAUCGAAGAUAGAGUGAGGAGAUAUUUGAUCUCUUAGACAAGACUCUUGACAAAAAAAAAAAUACCAUUUUUAUUAAAUUAAAAACCACGCUUACAUAAACAUCAUUGUAUUCCUUAGACUUGUUUAAUCUAUUUAAAAUGAAGACACAACUUUAGACUGAAGGCAAUAAUACUUAGUACAGUUCCUUGAUUUAGUAACCAGGGGGCUGAAACAUAAAUCAUAUAAAGUUUUUACACAUAUCUUAUUAAUGAUGCCAUAGAAAAGCUCCUAUAGCAAAGUUCCUCUUGUAGUCGAGAUUGCCUUGUACGGAUAGACCGUAGUCGGCAAGCAAGCAAUCGAGCUUCCAUUCGGGCAUGGACUCGUAUUGGGUUUUUGUGUACCUUGGGUAAUGCAGAGGCAUUUUGAACUCUCUCAAAUUCACGUUCUUCUUCUUCUUUUUCUCCUCAUCGCAUUCGUUUCCCACCUUGUAGGAUUGCAACC